AUGAAUGUUACUAAAUAUAAAUUUUUUCUAAUUAAAAGUUUAUUAUCAUUUGUUCUUAUUCCACGUUUAUCAAUCAAUACAACACCAUUGAUUGAACAAUGUUGGCAAUGUCAACGUAAAAUUGAUCGAAUUGAAUCUCCAGCAUAUUGUCCAUGUGAAAAACAUGUUGUAUUACCAGUUCGGACUGAUAUCGAUUAUUUUCGUUUAUUUGAUUUGUCACGUUCAUUUGAAAUUGAUACAAAACAAUUAACGAGAACUUUUCGAAAUCGAAUGAAAUUUUUACAUCCUGAUUUAUUUUCAAACAAAUCUGAUAUUGAGAAAACAUAUUCUCAAGAUCAAUCGUCUUUAUUCAAUAAUGCAUAUAAAACUUUAUUAUCACCAUUAGCACGUGCUCAUUAUUUACUUAAAUUAGAAAAUAUAACAUUAGAAGAUUCACCGAUUCAACUUGAACCCGAUUUUCUUAUGCGUAUUAUGGAAAUUAAUGAAGAAUUAAUUGAAGAAAAUAAACCAUUUCCACUUGAAUUAGCAAUUGAAAUGCGUCAAGAAAUUGAUAAUCAUAUGAAACAGUUAUCAAUUGCAUUGAAUAAAAUGGAUUUAAACAAAGCUAAAGAAAUUUUAGCUCGAUUACAAUAUUUUAAUAAUAUUAAUGAUAAAUUAAUAGAAUUGGAAACACAACAUGACAUUAUUUAA
Molecule: messenger RNA, 690 nt
Organism: Adineta steineri
Lineage: Eukaryota; Metazoa; Rotifera; Eurotatoria; Adinetida; Adinetidae
Source: the annotation of a GenBank genome assembly